GAGAGCGUCUGCGGACACACAGUAUUGAGUCGUCGGGGAAGCUCAAGAUCUCGCCUGAGCAGCAUUGUGACUUCACGGCAGAGGAUCUGAGAGACCUCGGGGAGAUUGGUCGCGGGGCGUAUGGCUCCGUCAACAAGAUGGUCCACAAACCAACAGGCCAGAUCAUGGCCGUCAAGAGGAUUCGCUCCACCGUGGAUGAGAAGGAGCAGAAGCAGCUGCUGAUGGAUCUCGACGUGGUGAUGAGGAGUAGUGACUGUCCCUACAUCGUUCAGUUCUACGGCGCUCUCUUCAGAGAGGGGGACUGUUGGAUUUGUAUGGAACUUAUGGCUACCUCAUUAGACAAAUUCUACAAAUAUGUAUAUUGUGCAUUAGAUUACGUCAUUCCAGAGGAAAUAUUAGGCAAAAUAACAUUAGCGACCGUUAAAGCACUGAACCACUUAAAAGAAAACUUGAAAAUAAUUCACAGAGACAUCAAACCUUCCAACAUUCUCAUGGACCGAAAGGGUAAUAUCAAGCUGUGUGAUUUUGGCAUCAGCGGUCAGCUGGUGGACUCCAUAGCCAAGACCAGAGACGCGGGCUGCAGGCCCUACAUGGCGGUAAGUGUAACCAGUACAGCCUCAUUCCCACUUCAAAAAAAAUCUGCUACCACCCCCUAACAUCUGGCUUAUUAAUGCAAUGACAAUGCGUACAAUUAGCAUUCACACCUGGGCCACAUGACUCCUCAGUAGACUCAGGUUUUUAUCACCUCCUGUUCCAAUCGGCAUUGAUGGAAACACAACACCCGGGUGAAUGGGCUAAUUUCAGCUCCCUAACCAGUGAGAUACAAUGACCCGCUGUCACUA
Molecule: messenger RNA, 842 nt
Organism: Plectropomus leopardus (leopard coralgrouper)
Lineage: Eukaryota; Metazoa; Chordata; Actinopteri; Perciformes; Serranidae
Source: RefSeq, a predicted model, not a curated record